This is a messenger RNA of Peronospora farinosa, 966 nucleotides long. The record is from the annotation of a GenBank genome assembly. NCBI's taxonomy places the organism in Eukaryota, Oomycota, Peronosporomycetes, Peronosporales, Peronosporaceae.
AUGACAGAUCUCAAGACACUAGAAGCGACAAAGCUCGUGGCGCGUAGCAAACGAUUUCUUUACGGAGUAACGGCUGCUUUAACUGGAACGUUUCGAGCACUAGCAGACAAUGAAGUGCGCAGUGUCUUUUGGAGAAACAUGAAGCUUUUGCUGAUUCUGGCUUUUGUGCUAUCUGCUGUGAUGCACCUUGUGCUGCUGCCCGUCGAGUGGAUCAGUAUACUCUUUCUCAAGCCAGAAACAGUGGAUGCCAGUGUGCGUGCUUUCCGCUACACUGCUGCCUCGAUAGUCCCGUUCCUACUCGUUGGAGUAUACCGCUAUUUUAGCGUUAAAGUAUUUGAAAACGCCUUUUUUGCGGGACUGGCGACACGUGAUCCGAAACUCGCCAAGAUGAUCCAAAAGAGAAAAGCAAUCUACUGGGACUGGGAAUAUAUCCGCCAUUUGAUGCGUUUCGGACUCCGUCAGCUAGGCUUUGGACUCGUGGCUCUGGCUGCAAAACCACUUUUGGGUGUAUUGAUACCCGUCGUGCAAUUUGGCUAUCGUAUUCGCCACAUGGAGAAGGUGUUCGUUGUGCCCAUUUUCGUCGCAUUUGUCUUCCCAGCGACGCGUGAAGCAACACUGCAGCUUGUGCACAUGUGGUUGGAUUCGCGAGCCAUCAUCCGCGAGCUUUUAGACCCAAUUAUUGCUCGCCUUAAAUCAGCAGCGAAGCAUCGAGAUUUGAACGUCAACACUGAUCUGCUCACUGAUAUGGAAAUUGAUAGCGAUAGCGAAAAGGAACAAGGGGACUGGCAUCAAAGCGGAAGCGAUGCUGCACGACUUGGCUUUGGACUUGUCUUUUGCUACAUGUUGCAAGUGCCUUUUCUCGGACCAUUUGCCUGGUUUAUGGGUUUUGCUUCUGCUGGAUUGUUUGCUCCAGAACUUGUUGAUCUUGGUGCAUUUAGCGGCACCAUGAAGAAGAAAAUGAUGUAG